Nematocida ausubeli is the source of this 678-nucleotide messenger RNA. RefSeq lists its product as uncharacterized. Lineage: Eukaryota; Fungi; Microsporidia. The record is from RefSeq and is a predicted model, not a curated record. The transcript has a single exon. Bases 1 to 678 code for a protein of 225 amino acids.
AUGCCAGAACUCUUAGGUAAAGAUGAAAUUAGAAAUAUACUUACAGAAGUGAAUAUAUUGAAGAGCAAAAGACAUAGUUCCUUAGGAAUUUCUAUUAUUAUAAUUACAGCAGCAAUUGCAAUAAGCGCCCUGUUUAUAUUCAUCUCUACAAAAAGCCAUCUUACAGAAAUGAGAAAAGCACGCCUGAUAAAUCAAUUAAGGUUUGGUGAAGAGGAUAUCCUUCUGGAAGACGAAGAUGUCAAAAAAAAUAACAAGGCACAGAGCAGACCUAACCCAGAGUACAUAGAUAUAUCAAGAGUAAAAAUAAUCCAUGUCCUCUCUGGCAUCAUUGCACUGGUAUUCAGCGUUCUGACAAUUACAAUCUUUGCAUAUGUAAUUUUCAAUAAAAAAUAUGAAUAUCCUGAAUCCAUCCAGAAUGCACUUAGCAAAGACAUAAACAUGGUAGAAAUGCAUAGAAGAUUUGCUCGGAGUGUUAAUAGCGUUGAACAGACUAGUUCUAGUGUUUUAGGCAGUGGAGGUAGAUAUAUGCUGACAGGCGAUUCUAUUCUAAUAUUCAACAAACAUGACAUGGGAAGACCUAUUCGGGUGGCUGCAAUAAAAGGCCUGUUGCAUGAGCUUGAAAAAAGAACAGAAGAUGAAGCUCUUUUGAAAUCCAUUAGAGCGCACAGAAACUAUUAG